Vitis vinifera (wine grape) is the source of this 960-nucleotide messenger RNA. RefSeq names its product protein neprosin. The coding region runs from base 1 to 960 and encodes 319 amino acids. NCBI's taxonomy places the organism in Eukaryota, Viridiplantae, Streptophyta, Magnoliopsida, Vitales, Vitaceae. The record is from RefSeq and is a predicted model, not a curated record. The transcript is spliced from 6 exons.
AUGGAUAUCAAAGCGAUCACCAGUGUGUUAUUUCUUUUGAUUAUUGUUGAUGUUGAUGGAGCUUGGAGCAUUUCCAAAGAAGAAGACAUGGAAUUGGAAAAACAAUUGAAGAUCCUGAAUAAGCCUGCUAUUAAAACCAUUAGAACAGAUUCUGGUCAAAUCUUCGAUUGUGUGGACAUUCACAAACAACCGUCUUUGGAUCAUCCUUUGCUUAAAAAUCAUAAAGUUCAGUCUGCAAAGCUUGCUGCAAAUGACAAGCAAAUAUAUGGAGUGGCGAGCAUAUUGAAUGUAUAUAAACCUACACUUCUAUCUCCAGACCAAGUUAGUGGCUCUAUGAUUUAUCUCUCCACUGGCUUUGGUGAUGACUCCAAGAGUGUUGUAAGUGUAGGAUGGGCGGUGAUGCCUCCGGUCUAUCGCGACAAUUUCACUCAUUUAUUUGCAUAUUGGACUGCAGAUAAUAGUAAGACCACGGGUUGUUAUGAUAUUCUUUGCCCAGGAUUUGUACAACAAAGCCAUGAAUUUGCCUUGGGUCGAACAUUUCCCGGCUCUAACUACAAUGGCUCACAAAUAGACAUUAAAGUUCUUGUAUCCAAGGAUUCCAAAUCAGGUGAUUGGUAUCUAAGGGUAAAUGGCGCAAGUGUUGGGUACUGGCCUAAAGAGCUCUUCAGAGGAGCAUUUGAGGUUGCCAAAGAGGUAAACUGGGGGGGAGAAAUAUUCAGCCCAAGGCAGCCUUGUCCGCCCAUGGGGAGUGGCCAUUUUGAGUCGGAAGGUAUCGGUGGGGCAUGCUACAUAAGUGGUAUGCGGUAUCAAACUGCCGCUGGAGGGUAUUUUGAAGACAUUGACCCUGAACUUCAGGCUCUUGUGGACAGUCCUCACUGCUAUAACGUUUCCAUGCCCAGUUAUCUUAGUGAAAUCACUGGUUAUACAUUUUUAUUUGGGGGUCCUGGUGGCCAAUGUUGA